Molecule: messenger RNA, 3314 nt
Organism: Lampris incognitus (smalleye Pacific opah)
Lineage: Eukaryota; Metazoa; Chordata; Actinopteri; Lampriformes; Lampridae
Gene: tmem127
Product: transmembrane protein 127
Exons: 3
Coding region: 578-1291 (237 amino acids)
Biological process (GO): negative regulation of cell population proliferation; negative regulation of TOR signaling
Cellular component (GO): membrane
Source: RefSeq, a predicted model, not a curated record
CCGCCGGUAGGGGGAGACCCCGGUCGCUUUCAUCUUCAGCUUGUUGCGUUUUAAUCCACGACGAAGAAUGGCAUGAACAAGGAAGAGCCUUUUGUACGGGAAGCCAGCUGUCUUUUGUUUUGUUUUUUUUUUAAUUUGUCUUUGUUUGUUUUUCUGCCCCCCUCCCCUCGACCAAAUUACCGGAUUCUCUAACGCCAGGUCAGCCCAUUAGCUUCAUGUCAGACCUCUGUCCUCUGGUUUUGGUAUUCCGUUAAGUUCACCGGCUCGUGUUUGGGAGAAAAACUGACGUUAGCUUACCGAGCUAACAACAACAACACGGCACAGGCCCGAAGGCCCGCUCGUCUAUUGUCCACCCUUCCGCAUUGUUCUUGGGCUUGACCCGUCGUGUGCGGAUCAACAGCGCUGUUGAAGCUAUAUACCGUUAGCCGUGUCGCGCAUAGCCGGUCUGUUGGCGUGGGUCGGAUCGUUAGCGUUGGGCCGUCGGGGGGGCGGGCGGGCGGGGGGAGAGAGACGUGCGUGGCCAAUUCGCUGACCUUAACGCGCGGAGGGACACUGCAACAGUCGGUCGGCGGUGAUCAUGUACGCGCAGCCGGGUUCCGCUGCCCCUGGAAGUCGAAGGAGGCGAGGCGGCUCCUCUCUGCCCAAACAGCCGGAGAGGAGUCUGGCGUCCGCGCUGCCCGGGGCUCUCUCCAUCACCGCGCUGUGUACGGCUCUGGCGGAACCGGCCUGGCUCCGGGUUCACGGAGGCACGUGUCCAAGACAAGAAGUUGGCGUUGCGGAUGUGCUGGGGUACAUUGACCCCAAGCUUCUGGACGAUUAUUGCGUGAACCCACAGACCAUUUUGCUGCUGAGGGUGAUUGCUGCCUUCUGCUUCCUGGGUAUUCUGUGCAGUCUGACCGCCUUCCUCUUAGAUGUGUUUGGACCCAAGCACCCUGCUCUCAAAAUCACACGCAGAUAUGCAUUUGCCCACAUCCUUACAGUGCUCCAGUGUGCCACGGUGAUAGGAUUCUGCUACUGGGCCUCGGAGCUCAUCUUGUCACUUCAGCAGCAACACAAAAAAUACCACGGCUCUCUAAUAUACGUCACAUUUGCAAUCAGCUUCUACCUGGUGGCGGGGGCCGGCGGAGCCUCUAUUCUCGCCACAGCUGCAAAUUUGCUGCGCCACUACCCCACCGAGGAGGAGGAGCAGGCUUUGGAGCUGCUGUCCGAGAUGGAGGAAAGCAAUGAAACGUAUCCUGCUGAUUAUGACAUUGCCAACCAAUUCCAGCCGCCGCCUGCCUACACGCCCUGAUGUAGCCGAGCAGGCCUCGUUUCUGUCUGAUUAUACGUGCUUUUCUAUGGGCGCUGCUAUUGGCCGGAUCAACAGAGAAAUACACGUAAAAAAAAAAAAAAGUGUGAUUCAGUAGCUCUCAAGUGGAUAUCUUUGCAAAUUCUCUCUUUUCCAUAAUGAAGCCGAAGUGUACAACGAGCGCACAUAGUCCUCAAUUGCUGGUGCUUGGUGCAUGAAAACUUUCUUUGGUGGUGGCAGAAACUAAAGCGUUGAUACUUUCACCACUGAAGCUUUUAGUGGUUUGCAUGUAAAUGGCUCUUAGGAUUUGGUGCUUACAUGUAAAGGAAACUAAUAAACCACACGGUGUGCUGUUUUAUGAGUCAUCACCAGUGACUGAUUUGAUUGUUUAGAAGUCACAACUACUUCAGAUGCCAGUUUUUGAAGUUAGGCUGUCGGCAGUGCGCCGCAGCAGCUAUUCCCCCCCCCCCCCCCCGGUUGGACAUGGAAGGAACAUCAUCGAGCGUAGUUCGUUUGAACACAUUUUUGAUAUGCUUGCUACAUGUCUCUAGAUUGGUUCCAAAAUGUAAAAAAAAAAAAUCAUCGACAAAAUUGUUUUAGAUAUUUCCUUUUUAUAUCAAAUAUACCUUUAUUUAUUAAGUGAUUGUCCAUAGUGCUAUACGUCUUAUUUUUUUCUUCUUCCCCUCUCUCUGUGAAUCACUUUUAGGAUCAGCGUCGUGUUGAGAGAGCCAUGAAACCGGGGUCAAAUUCCAUGUAUGUGCAGACCUACGUGGCCCAUAAACUUGAUUCUGAUUCUGAUGUUUAUCGGCCGUGCGGGUUGACCCCGGUUUCAUAGCUCUCUGUGUACUUAACAUAGAAUAACAACACAGCAACGCAACAAUCUUCAAAUAUAUACACAAGGAUUGACUUAUACAGGUGAAAUAAGAGGCGACAAAGUGCAGCGGUGCAGAGAAUAUGUCAAGAGAUGCUGAGGUAGAUGUUAGCAGGUUGCUUACGUACAUGCCUGAGGUAGAUGGACAUGACAGAGUGUACCGGCAUGCGUAUAUAUGUACAGCGUGUACAAAAUGGUUGGCUUUAUUUGACUGUGUCAAGCAUUCAUUUGAAUGACAGCCUGUGGAAAGAAACUAGUUGUUUUGGGGUGCAGUGCUCUGUAGCGCCUACCAGAGGGGAGGAGUUGGAACAGGUUGUGACCGGGGUGUGAUGGGUCUGCAGUGAUGCUGCCCGCCCGUUUCCUGAGCCUGGAGGUGUAUAAGCCCUGAAUGCAGGGCAGGUUGGCACCAAUGAUUUUUCCUCUGCAGACCUAGCUGCCCGUUGUGGUCUGUCGCUGUCCUGUCUGGUGGCCGAUCCAAGCCAGACGGCGAUGGGUGUGCAGAGGGCAGACUGGAUUACUGCAGUGUAGAGCUGAAUCAGCAGCUUCUGAGGCAGGUUUGAUCUGUAUUUGAGGCUGGCGCAAGGAAAAUAAAAAGCUUUUUUUGCAGAUAAUGGAAGUUUGCUUGUGUGUGUGUGUGUGUGUUUGAGAAUGAUUAUGGCAUGCCCCCCUCCCCCCCCCCCCUUUGCUUCAGCCUACUAGAUUUGAUGCUCGCAGAGAAAAAGUGUGUUUUGUUGCUCAAUGAUAAGAGUCGGCAUUUGAUAGAAGUUGCACCACAGAAGUCGGUCUUGUCAUUUUCAUCAGUUUGCCGAACCUCCUUUGUAUUCUGUGAUUAUCUUGCGUUUCAGUUAAUGUGUGUUCUCUAUGCAUGAUUUCUUUUCCCUUCUUCAAAUGAGCCCUUUUGGGAGAAACCUGUGGGAGCUUCUGAGAGAAGGUGCCCCCCUCUCCCCCCCCCCUCCCCCCGAGGCUUAACAUUGUGCUGUGUUAAUGUUGUAAUUACUUGUAGGUGACACAUUGUUUCCGUUUACAACAUUUCUACGUUUUGUUCCCCACGUUUUUUUUUUUUUGUUUUUUUUUUGCUAUCCUUUCUUCACUCUGUCCAAAUGUAACGCGAAAUAUUGACUGUUUUUACAUAACACUGGUCAUAAUAAAAAGAAA